Messenger RNA from Erythranthe guttata (spotted monkey flower), 1064 nucleotides. The record is from RefSeq and is a predicted model, not a curated record. Lineage: Eukaryota; Viridiplantae; Streptophyta; Magnoliopsida; Lamiales; Phrymaceae.
AUGAAAUUAGUAUUGUACAUAGUCGCCGCCAAUGUUUUGAAAACCGGACCGGACAUCGAACCGGACAAGCAACUGGGUCACGGGAAAAAAGAUGACAAUUCGUCAGCUCGAGCUGUCGUUAUUAUUGCGGUUUCAAUUGCUGCGUGUGUGAUAGUAGUAGUUGCUUUAGUUGGCAUCUGUUUAAGAAAAAAAAUAAAACGUAGACCAAUCGAAAAUCCUGAGAUAGAUAAAGCUGUAGACGAGAUUACUACAGUUGAAUCUUUGCAAUAUGGUUAUAGCACAAUCAAAGCAGCAACAAAUGAUUUCUCUGAUAAGAACAAGCUUGGGGAAGGAGGAUUUGGUGUUGUUUAUAAGGGAAAACUCCCUAAUGAUCAAGAAAUAGCGGUCAAAAGAUUGUCUAAGAAUUCAGGACAAGGUGAUGUAGAAUUUAAGAAUGAGAUCUUAUUACUCGCUAAACUUCAACAUCGGAAUCUGGUUAGACUCUUGGGUUUCUCUAUACAAGGAUCAGAAAAGCUUCUCGUAUAUGAAUUUGUUCGGAAUGGAAGCCUUGAUCUCUGUAUGUCAGACCCAACAAAGCGUUCGUGUUUGGAUUGGGAUAAACGCUACAAGAUCAUAGGGGGUAUCGCAAGGGGACUUGUGUACUUGCAUGAGGAUUCUCAACUCAGGAUCAUUCACCGUGAUCUUAAACCUGGCAAUGUACUUUUAGAUAGAGAGAUGAAUCCUAAAAUCGCAGAUUUUGGCAUGGCGAGAUUAUUCGAACAAGAUGAAACUCAAGGAAAUACAAGCAAGAUUGCCGGAACUUAGUAAGUAAUGUCUGUUAUUAUAUGCUUGAAUUAGAAUCUAAGCUAAGAAAGUAUUUCUAUGUUGUUGCAGUGGAUAUAUGUCGCCUGAAUAUGCAAUGCGCGGGCAAUUCUCUGUUAAGUCCGAUGUGUUUAGCUUCGGAGUUUUAGUACUGGAAAUCAUGAGCGGUCAAAAAAAUAGGUCUAUCAGGAUCGGGGACAAUGUGGAGGAUCUUUUGACUUUUGUAAGUAAUUACUUACUUAGAUGCCUUAAAUUUUAAAGUC